AUGAUUCGAGUUCAAGGAUCCCACUGUUUCCGAUCGCGGAGCUUUGCACCCCUGCAGAGCUCCCCGGGCUACUAUCGCUUCCUUUCGAAGACGUCUCCAGGCUAUGGGUGCCACAAACAAGCUCCAUCGUCUGCAGAACCCCCGCAAAAAGGAAUUAAGGAUAGCGCACCCACGCCGACUUCAUCACUGCUACGCUCGGCCUUCUGGUCGUGCCGCUCCACAUGGCGACGAGCCGGGAUCAACACCCUCCGCUGUUUGGUCGGGUGUACAGUCGGUGACUUUACAGCCCUAUGGACGCUACAAUCCUAUUACCCCGAACUGGGCAUGAACAGCAUCAUGCUUGCCUCAAUGGCCUCGGGCAUCACGACUUCGAUUAUUCUUGAAACGGUGCUGUUAAGACGCGGUGCCGAUCAAUUGUCUUGGACUAUGGCGGCGCGGACCGCGAUGGGGAUGAGUAUGGUUUCGAUGAUCGCGAUGGAAUUGGCGGAGAAUGCCGUUGACUAUCACCUCACCGGAGGAGUUAUUGCCCUUGACGAUCCUAAGUUCUGGAUGGCGGCGGUUCUAUCGAUCGGUGCGGGUUAUCUUGCGCCACUGCCAUAUAACUAUCUCCGCCUGCGAAAGUAUGGGAAGGCAUGCCACUGA
Molecule: messenger RNA, 642 nt
Organism: Penicillium cosmopolitanum
Lineage: Eukaryota; Fungi; Ascomycota; Eurotiomycetes; Eurotiales; Aspergillaceae
Product: DUF4396 domain-containing protein
Exons: 2
Coding region: 1-642 (213 amino acids)
Source: RefSeq, a predicted model, not a curated record